Pistacia vera is the source of this 2340-nucleotide messenger RNA. Its product is annotated as zinc finger protein BALDIBIS. The record is from RefSeq and is a predicted model, not a curated record. Bases 376 to 1938 code for a protein of 520 amino acids. Gene Ontology annotation, molecular function: DNA-binding transcription factor activity. Gene Ontology annotation, cellular component: nucleus. NCBI's taxonomy places the organism in Eukaryota, Viridiplantae, Streptophyta, Magnoliopsida, Sapindales, Anacardiaceae. The transcript has 3 exons.
UGAGAGAAGCCGUGUAAGAUAAGAAGAGAGAGAGAGCGAAAGAGAAAGAGAGAGAAUAUUCUCUCUAGGUAGCUUUCUUUUUGGUCUUUUCUUCUCAGUUUCAAGCAAGCUUUUUUUUUUUUUUUUUUUUGCAGCAAGAGUCUAAUUUCUUAACUUAGAACAAAGUUUUCCAGUUAUAUUUUCUGUCAUUUAAACGGGUACAGAAAAUAAUUUGAUAAAUAUUCUGGGAAAAAUCUUGGGUUAUAUUUUGCCAAGAAGCUUUUGUUUUUUCUUCUUUUUUUUUUUUGUACGUUCUGGUUUCAGCUUCUCACUUAGUUUCUUCUAGUUUAGAUAGUUUGGGACAAACCCAGCAGUUACUUUGUGUUCACUUUCAAAAUGAUUUCUCAAGAUGGCCUUUCUGUUCCUUCUACAAUUAAACCUUUUGUUCCAGAACCGAACUCAAACCCUAACCCUAACCCUAGUACAAAUCAGUCGAAGAGGAAGAGAAAUUUACCGGGAAAUCCAGAUCCAGAUGCAGAAGUUGUAGCUUUAUCUCCAAAGUCUCUCAUGGCUACAAACCGAUUCCUCUGUGAAAUUUGCAACAAGGGUUUCCAAAGAGACCAGAACUUGCAACUUCAUCGAAGAGGCCACAAUCUUCCAUGGAAGCUAAAGCAAAGAACAAACAAAGAAGUAAAAAAGAAGGUGUAUAUUUGCCCAGAAAAGACCUGCGUACACCAUGACCCAUCAAGAGCCAUAGGUGACCUUACUGGAAUAAAGAAACACUACAGCAGAAAACAUGGAGAAAAGAAGUGGAAGUGCGAGAAAUGUUCAAAGAAGUAUGCAGUUCAGUCAGAUUGGAAAGCUCAUAGUAAGAUCUGUGGCACGAGAGAGUACAGAUGCGACUGCGGCACACUCUUUUCCAGGAAGGACAGCUUUAUAACCCACAGAGCUUUUUGCGAUGCUUUAGCUGAAGAAAGUGCGAGGUUUACUCCCAUUUCGUCUACCAAUCCAAAUUUUAGGAACGACUCCGGAACAAGCAAUAAUCCUCAUCAAGUUCCCCAAUUUUCAUCUGUUUUUAGGCCACAGUCUGCAGGACCGGAGCUCGUCGGCAAUCUUAGUGUAGAUGGCCAUAAGCCAAGGUUACCACUAUGGCUAGACCAAGCCAAUUCUCAUCUCAACCCGACUGGGAAUAUCGCUAGUAAUUCUAAUGCUAUUUUUACACCAAAUUCUUCAAGCUUGCCUGAGUUGGCACAAAUGGCACCGAUGAGUAUGUACCCCUUGACCCAAAUGCAGUGGUUCAACAAGUACCCAGAAGCAUCAUUUGCAGGAGCCAAUCUCUCUAUAUCAUCAGCAUUGCCACGGGGACCCAAAGAGGAAGAGGAAAAUAAGAGUUCAUAUAACUUGUCUGAGUCCAUUUCGUCUUUUUAUCCAAAUAACCAGAGCCACCAACAAGGUUCGGCUCACAUGUCCGCCACUGCGCUCUUGCAAAAAGCGGCACAAAUGGGAUCUACAAGAAGCAACCCAGCAAUGAGCAGCAGUACCGGGUUUGGGCUAAUGAGUUCUCUAUCUUCUUAUAACCAGGACAAGAAUAAUGAAGUUCACAAGUUUUUCAAGCAACCAAAUCAAGCUGAUCAGAACUUGAACGAGUUAAUGAAUUCUUUAUCUUCUUCAACGCCAGGUUCCACCAUCAGAGUAGCUGGUGGGUCUUCGGGAGAUCUAAACUCAAGCACCUUAAUGACUGACAACAAGAAUAUAGAUCAUCUGUUAAUGCCAACAAAUGCAAAGCAAAGUCAACUAAUUCCAGCUGGGAAUCUGAAUGGGAGUAAUUCAAACGAAGCUGAAAGAAGUCUAACAAGAGAUUUUCUCGGUGUAGGAGGUCAUGAAGCCGCCAGCAGACCAUUCUCUCAGCAAGAGCUCGCAAAGUUCAUGGAUUUGAGCCAGUACAGUGCACAUCAGUGAAGUAAAGAGAAUCCGAAUACAAGAAGGUUAAGUUAGCAGUAGCACAUACACUAAAAGAAAGUUUUAAGAGAAGUAGAUCAGAGAACUUAAUUAGGGUAAUGAUGAAAGCCUUUUUGCGAGGAGUUGGAGUUGAAGUCAGUGAAGAGCAAGCGAGUCAACUCAGAGGAAAACAGAGAGAAAAGGUGUUGUGAGUUGUGAAGAAGAGCCAAAAGGGGCCAGUGCAUGGUGGAAGAGAGUUAGCAGAAAGAGACAAUGCCAUCAGAGGGGAGUGGGGCCUAGCCAUGCAUGUAGUUUGUAAUUUUUAUUUUUAUUUUUAAAUUUUAAUUUUAAUUUUUAACGUCGAUAGAACAUGUAGUAGCUUUGUGUUUAGUAUUUACACAUGGUCGUGACCACUUCUUGUCU